AUGACCCCGAGGGUGUUGGGAGUGUGGCUGCCUUCAGCUCUGCUCCUCCUGCAGGUCCUAGGCUGUGUCCCUCUGCGUGGCCCCAGCACCGUGACAGACGCCGUGGGGGAAUCCCUGAGUGUGCAGUGUCAGUAUGGGGAGAAAUACAAGAGCAAGGUCAAAUAUUGGUGCAGACACUUGCUUCAACGAUGUAAAGUGAUUGUCUGGACCAGAGGCUCAAAAGAAGCUAGGAGUGACCGAGUGUCCAUCAGGGACCAUUCAGCCACCCUCACCUUCACGGUGACCUUGGAGAACCUCGCCCUGGAGGAUGCAGGCACCUACAAGUGUGGAGUGGAUGUACCGUUUAUCAUUGGCUUCUCGAGGGAGCAUAAUCCCUCCUUGGGAAUUGUUUCCUCCUUCAAGGUUGUGGUGUCCGUGGUCCCAGGUAAGCCCCCUUACACAGGCUCUGUGCCUGAGGACAGAACAAACACUGUGGGGUCUCCCACAUCCUCACCAGUGCACACUCAGCCCAGCGUUACCACAGAGAACACAACUCCUGGUCCCAGCCUACAACCUCGGUCCCUGCUGAGCAGCAUCUACUUCCAGCUCCUGGUCUUUCUGGAGCUGCCCCUGCUCCUGAGCAUGCUCAGUGCGGUCCUCUGGGUGCACAGACCUCAGAGGUGCUCUGGGGAGAAGCGGCAUCGCCCCGGUUAUGAGAAUCAGUGACGUCUGGUGACAGUGAAGUCCUGUCCAUGUCACCGCACGCAGCUCCCCUGGUGGCAGAGGACAAUCUGUGCUGCUGAGAAAACUCUGAGAUGUCUUAGAAGAGUCUUUGUGCUGUGCCAAACACAUGAAAGAAUGUGCCUAAUAAAUACAUAUACGUUUUAA
Molecule: messenger RNA, 867 nt
Organism: Arvicola amphibius (Eurasian water vole)
Lineage: Eukaryota; Metazoa; Chordata; Mammalia; Rodentia; Cricetidae
Product: CMRF-35-like molecule 4
Exons: 4
Coding region: 1-705 (234 amino acids)
Cellular component (GO): plasma membrane
Molecular function (GO): transmembrane signaling receptor activity
Source: RefSeq, a predicted model, not a curated record